This is a messenger RNA of Endocarpon pusillum Z07020, 4503 nucleotides long. RefSeq lists its product as uncharacterized. Gene Ontology annotation, cellular component: phagophore assembly site membrane; extrinsic component of membrane; Atg1/ULK1 kinase complex. The coding region runs from base 1 to 4503 and encodes 1500 amino acids. The record is from RefSeq and is a predicted model, not a curated record. Gene Ontology annotation, biological process: autophagy of mitochondrion; autophagy of peroxisome; piecemeal microautophagy of the nucleus. NCBI's taxonomy places the organism in Eukaryota, Fungi, Ascomycota, Eurotiomycetes, Verrucariales, Verrucariaceae. Gene Ontology annotation, molecular function: molecular adaptor activity; protein kinase binding. The transcript is spliced from 4 exons.
AUGUCGUUGCAAAUAUACCUUGCACAUACUGGGCAACGUCUGCAGGCAGACCCAAUUUCAUUCGCUUCGCCAGACGCUUUGAAAUCAUGGAUAGCCAACCAAGCAUCAGUCCCAAUAGAUCGUCAAAUUCUCAUCACCGGGCGAGGAAAGAAUGUUCGGCAGCAAAAUCUGCUUACAGAGACGGAGGUCUUCGUCUACGAUAAACAGUAUAUUUCUCCUACCUGCGAUGACCAUCCUCCGGACACACCCUUACCGCAAAUUUUACACCUGCGGGAGCCACCCACGACGUUGGCAAACCAGGCCAGUUUCCAAGCAUGGCGCGACUUGUCCAAGGAUCGGCGAACCUGGGCUGCGGAGCUUGUGGAAUCCGUUGCUCCUUAUCGGGAUAUCACUCGACGGUGUCUGGAGGAAGCAGAUAUCAUUCACCGAGCGUCUUCUCUAGCAUUGAACAAUUUGCAGUCUCAUGUACGAAGUAUCCAGGACAAGUUCGAGGAGACCAAGCUAUGGGCCAAAGCGGCAAGUGACGAUCAUCACAACGUCCUACGAGAUUGGAAGGGAAACCUCCAAAUCUUGGACAGGGUACCAGCAACUCGCGACUUCGCUUUCCUGCUGCAAAGACCAGGUACGCCGACGAAGAAGAAGGCUCAACAUCGAAGUGAGCCGUCCGAUACAAUAACCUUACGCGCCUUCAUCAAUGAAGAGGAGGUUGAGAGAGCUGCUUCUGAGCUCAGUGUUGAUGCUCAUAAAUUCCGCAUCCGGCUGGAGGAACUGGAUGCUACAAUGACAGAUAUCUCUGCUGCCACUCAAGAAGUGGAGAAAGAUAUUCACCGGGGCACGGAGAGCCUGAGUAUUGAAGAGUUUGAAAACCUUUUCGCUGAUGUGGAAACGCUGACUAGAAAGAUCGGCACUGACCAUGAAGACCUUCUUCGACUUCCUGACCAUAAGAAUUCCAUACCGACCGCUUCACGUCGAGCGCUGAUCCAUACACGAGACCUCCUCCCGUCAUUGCAGAGCUUGGCAUCAGAUAUUAGCCACUUUGCCCAUCAGGUAGCGAUCAGGCGAACCUCCUGCCUUCAAGCUUCGACCUUGGCUUUACAGAAUAUCUCAGUCAUUCAGUCAGGGCUUGGGGAUUUCCAGUCACAAGUAAGCAGCCUUGGACUGACGUCAGAAGGCAUGGAUGCCUACGACACCGUCCGUUCUGUAUUUGAUUUACCCGUUGCUUACGGGUCAACCCUGGUGGAGUCAAUCCGUAGGACCGAGUGGACAGAAAGUAUCAAAGCAGAUACAGACCACGUCUCGCAAGAGCUGAAAGUUUACAAGGAAGCUGAACAGCGUCGUAGGCGGAAGUGGAGGAAGAGCAUGGGUUCCCUGAUUAAUGAGAUUUCGGAUAACACUGGCCUUGGUAUUGAUAUCAGUAUCUCAGACUCUGGUAGUCCGUGGCCUUCGAGCAGUCGUCAAGGAGUAUUCGACUAUAUUGAAUCACUGAGAAAUGUCGGGAUUGAUGACGCCGUGCAGCAUGUCACCAACCUGCUGAAAGAGCUUGAGGCCUCAAAGCCACGAAGAAAAGGUGCUCGCGCAUUCACAGGUGGGAGUGUACAUGAUGUGGACGUAGCCAUCGAUAAUAGUUCUGUCCUCUUGGGGGACGAAGACGAUACUAUGAGGAAUUUAAGGAACGAAAAGUCGAGACUGGAAGAUAAAUUGAGGGCGUCUGACAGCCGUGUUCGUAAAUUGGAAGAUCUGCUCCACCGUCAGAGCCAGAUGAAUAGACCAACGAGUAUCAAUUUUGGACCUUCACCUUCGGAGCCUGAGCGUCCCCCUCACUCACCGGUUGGUCUGCCAUCACCGCGUCCGAACGAGUUGAUGUCACGACGGUCUUCCGUUUCAUCACGUCGUCAUUCCUCGAACCAGAAUCCGGAAGAAAGAGUCCUAAUUCAGAGAAUUGUUAGUCUAGAAGCGGACUUGCGAGCUGAACGAGACUCGGCACUUAAACUACAACGUGAAGCACAUGCGGACCGCCGAGCAUCCACGGAGAACCGUGAGAGGAUGAACGAAGCGGAAUCUACAAAACGGGAUCUCCUGGCUAACCUUGAGGCCCAGCGCCAGGAAUUUGAUGACGAACGACAGCUACUUGAAGAUGAGAUGCACAAGCUCAAGAUCCGACUGGAAGAAGUAGAGGACGAGCUUGACCGCGUCCUGGGCAGUCGCGAUCAUCAGAAAAUGACCUCGGAAAAUACCAUCGUUGAGCUACAAGCUGAGCUAGAUCGCCUAAGGAAGUGUACCUCGGAAGAGAUCUCUAAAGCUCAAGGGCAAGCUGAUUUCGUCCGCAACGAUUUUAUGUUCCAACGAGACCGGGCAAACGCUAUUGAAAAGCAGUUGCAGCAAGCAAAGGAGGAAUCUUGGUCAUUACAAGAUCAGAACCUCAAUCUUGCAAAUCAACUACGUGAUCAGGCAGAUGCUCAGCUCGAGCAUGUGUCUUCGCUUCAAGCAGCACACUCGCAUUUAUCACCAGGGGGUCCAGCCUCGGGAGAUCUUGGACGUUUGGCUUCAGCUAUUGAAAUUCUGUCCGAAGGAUUGGCGAUCCAUGCACGCAAUAGCGACGAAGCCGCACAGCUUGCUUCCGCGGAAAAUAAAUCGCUCGAGGAAGAACUCCUACAGACCAAGAGCCAACUCGAGCAGGCAAAGAACCAGCUGGCUACGGAAGAGACAGAAAUAUUCACGUUUCGCGAGAGUCUUGCCCAAGAACGUGGCAAGGUGGCGUCACUACGAAACGAACUGGCAGAUGCCCAGACUGAAUUGAAUAAUCUUCGCACAAAAUUUGCUGCAGGAGAAACGGGAUCAGAAGCCUUGAAAGAUCGCCUCUCGGAAGAGGAGUGUAAAGUAGCUGACCUGACAGAGAGGCUUGCAGUCGCAGACUCGAAUGCGGAAAGCUUCGAGCAGGAAAUCUUAAUAUGGAAAGACAAGGUGCAAAACUUAACUACAGAGGCUAAGCAAUGGAAGGAUCAACUCGAUGCGCGUGGUGUGCGAGCGAAAGACCUAUCUCAACGUUUGCUGUCACACAACGAUCGUAUGGUUCGUAUGCUUGAACAAAUGGGCUAUUCAGUCGUCCGUCAAGACGAUCAGCUGGUGAUACAACGUGCCUCGAGGGUUAAUGCAAGUAUGGUCCUUACAAGCGAGGGUUCUACGUCAAUGUACCGAUCGCUCUCGGGUCAAUUACAGACUCAGCAUUAUUCGAAUGCCUCCGACCUCGACACGCUGUACUGGAUGUCCGACUCGGAUGCAACUAGUGAAGACACCAAAUUUCAGAACUUCAUCUCCACCCUCUCGCGUCUUGAUAUUGAAGCCGCAGCGGACCUGGUCGCCAAGAGAUACAAGGACGUUGAGAAUUUGGCUCGCAAGUAUCAGAAGGAUUCCAGGGCAUACCGCGAGAAGACACAUCGUCUUCAAAGCGAAGCGCACGACAAGAUCGCUUACCGGUCUUUCAAAGAAGGGGAUCUAGCACUUUUCUUACCAACAAGAAAUCAAGCCACAAGACCAUGGGCCGCGUUCAAUGUCGGCGCACCACACUACUUCCUUCGUGAACAGGACAUCCAUAAGCUACAAAGUCGUGACUGGUUACUGGCCCGCAUCAGCAAGGUCGAGGAGAGAGUUGUUGAUUUAUCCAGGUCACUCUCUAAUGGCCAUCACGGCAACAACCUUCCAGCUGGUGUAGAUCGCCGUUCCAUCAAUACAGAAGCAAGUGACCAUGGCUCCACCAAAUCUGUUGAUGACGAAAAUCCAUUCGAAUUAUCCGAUGGUCUACGUUGGUACAUGAUCGACGCCAGCGAAGAGAAACCAGGCACUGCACCAUUCCUCACCCCUGGGCUAGGCAAGAGUACAGUCGCAGCAACAAACAUCGAUGCAAGAGGAAGCAUACGGCUGACCAAGGAAGGGAAGAAAAUCCGAGAUUCGAGCGGAAGCGGUACCGCAGCAAUAGCGACCAAAACUCUCACUAAAAGCCUAGACAGUCGAAGAAGCAGCUCAAACAGCAAAAAGGGUCACGUCAUGAGUCCAAGUACAGCAGCGAACACUGCUGGUGACGGUAACGAGAGCGCAGUCCUCGAAUCAUCGCGCCCGACUUCGUCGUCGAUAAAUCAAAAUCCGAAGCCGCCUCCUGAAGCGGUGAAUCCGUCCGAGUCGGCGGAACAGGCCAGAGAGGAUGCGCCUAUUUUUGAAGUGGGUGCUGUCGAACGUCCUUACAGCCCUCGAAGCCUAUUUAUACCGGGAGCAUCGUCUGGUAAGUUAAGAAGCGGCAAACUCUCCAAUCAGGAGACGGCGAUGUUCAGCCCUUUGAGCAGAGGUACAACUAUUACUCCAGGUGCGAACAGGAGUCCAAACAAGGACCAAGCACAGCGGCAGCAACAGAGACAAAGGCAGCGACAAGCGAGUCCGCAGAAGAAACCCUGGGAUAAGUUGUGGAGUAUGGAGUAUCGAUUUGAGAGUGGAGGAAGUGGGAAUGGCAGUUAG